AGGAUCCUUGGUGAAGGCAGGGUAGUGUUCCGGGGGAGAGAGGAAGGCAAAACUGUGUAAGGCAUCCCACAUCCUGAGUAGGCUUAUGCACUCGAAGAUCAAGUUCCACAUGCAUGUGCUAGGUUUCUCGAUUCAGCUGUUACUCAUUCCAUCUAGUUGCCAAGAAUGUGAACUUCAUAAGAAGAAACAGGUUCCAGUCACUGUCCAAGGAUCAGAGUCAAAUGCUCCAAGAUCGGUGCAGUGUGAGCAGUCAUGGACACCUCUGGCAGCAAGUUACAGCAGAAGGCUCUGCAGCAACCUAAGCAGAAGAAAUCCAAGUCGGCUGAAUCUCUGAUGGGCGGAAUGGAGGAGAGCGCUGUAGUGGAAGGCAUUGAAAACCCUACCUUCGAUGGCGGCUACAGCACAGAGCUUUCAGCUUCGCGGGCUUCAGCAGGGAGAGAAAUUCGACGUGACAGGCAAGAUAGCACCCUUGCAGCUCACCAACAAAAAAUGGAGCUGCGAGCCCCUGCCAAAUCAAGAGUUUCCACAGGAAAUGAGCGUGCCCGAAAUUACUUUGACCCAGCGCUGGUGCAGGAAACCAACCCAAGGCGGUGCGGGAUGGCGGAGGUCGGCACAGAAGAUGAGCUGGAAUUAAAAAUAAUGAACCAAGAUGAAAAGAGCCUAUAUCAGAAAAUGGCUGAAAUGAUGGACGCAGACGACGACACAACCAUCAUAGACUUACCAGGUAUGGUGCUAGCCCACAGGGAGGAGGCAGAGGUGUGGAAGGUGAGGGCUGGUGAUCCAGCGCUGGGUACCGGUGCUGCAGGCCGUGGGCACUUCAUGGCGGCGGUGGAGGAAGGGGAAGAAGAGGUGAUCCCCCGCUACGCCCAGCAGCUGAGGGAGCGCGUGCUGCCUGACAUGAUCACGCUUGGCAGCCUUUCACUGGAACAGGAUACACAUCUUCAAAGAGGAGGGAUGUCUCAGGAAAAUGAGUGGGUGAGGAAGAAAAGACUAAUGUCCUUCUUAAGGGGAAAUGCAAAGAGUUGCUGCAAAAUGCCCAUGUUGACAAAAAGUUGGCUCAUUCUUUCAAAGGAACCCCAGGCCCAGUCACACAGAGACUGUGACCAACAGGAGAGGAUACUGCAAGACAGGCUGUAUGCAGCAUUUCAAUGCGCAGAGAGCCAGUUGCUGAAGGCACUGUGGGAGCGCAAAGGUGAAGUGAUCGCCAAAUACGGCGAGAUGACAGAAGCCUCCUCUGCAGCAGAACCACCGUGGGCCAGGGAGCCGGGCCUCGGCUGGCAGGUGGAGUGGUCGCAGAGCCCCCAGCCCAUGGAGGUGCGUGUGCGUUGCCUACGAGCAGUCAGGGACAAGCUGCCCAGGGGCCUCUACAGCAUCAGUGUGGUCCUCCACAGCCAUCUGGGGGGCCCUGCCCUCACCUGGUCCUGUCUGAAGGAGGAGCAGUGGGCUGGGACCACAGAGCCCGUGGAGCACGGGGGCCACUUCUACGACACAGAGCUGCACGUCAACCAGAGCCUGUUCACCAUCCUGCCUGCGUCGUGUGACAUGCUGCCAUCCAUGGUGCUGCUGUUCAGGUUGCUGGGUCUGACGGGGGAGCGGAGCCAUGUGGGCACCACACUGGGCUGGGCUGCCUUCCCUGUCUGCCACGCCACCCUCACAACCGUCCAGGGGCGCUUCAAGACCCCCCUCCUCAGGGGGCUCCCGCACCCCCACCUCGACCAGUUCCGCAAGAUAGAAGGCCUUAUGUCAGCCGACCUAGACAACUGGCUGUGUAACCUGUACUUCCAGGUGAGGAAGCUCCCCAGUGGCAGCUCCAGGGGGGAGGAGGAGCACAGUGUCACCCUGCAGAUCCCCCCUCUCCUCGUCCCCCCUCCGCCCCCCCAGGCGGGCCCAAGCGGCUCCAGCCCCAGCUGGGAGAGAGGCGGCGUCAAGCCGUGUCACCGGGGGUCUCCUCUUCACCUGUCUGCCUCACACUCCUCCUCUGCCUGCUCCUCCUCCACUCUGCCAGGGAAGAACUCCACGGUAGUGGUCCCUGAGAAAACAGAGGAGAGGAGGGAUCACUACACAGAGAAAGCAGAGACAUGGACCCACUACAAGAAGAAGCCAAUCAACAAGAUAAAUAGCUCGAGUGCCCGUGUGAGAGGGAGCGCCGCACCAACACCGCCGCCGCCUCUGCAGGGCCAGGCUGACAAACAGGAGACAGCAGCUCCGGCUGCAGCAUCAUUGGAGAAGAGGGAGAAUCUCUGGGCUGAGGAGAUGGAGGAGUAUACGUUCUCCCUACAGCCUGUGCUUUCCUACAGAGGCCCAGGCGGCAGCGGUACCGGCAGUGGUAGGGAUGGUGGGGCUGCUGAGCGUACACAUUUGGCUCUUCGCAUGAUCCCGUCAGAACUGGGCCUGUCACCACGGCGCUGGGGCUGGGGCUGGCACUCCUCCUCGGCAGCAGCACAGCUCUGCCUCAUUAUGCCGCUCCUGGCUUUGAUCUGGUUUGCGAGGCUCUACCUGCAUUACUGCAGCCAGUGGCUCUUCCUCCAGGCCAUCGCAGUUCCUGUCAACAAAUUCCAGUUCCAUGCUCACACCGUGGAGCUGGUCUACCAGAAUUCCUUGCUUCAUACCCGCGAGGAGUUGGCUAUGGUCGUGGUGGGACCUCUGACCUUGAACGCUGUAACGUUGCUGCUGCUCCUGAUCAGAUGGGGCUGUCAGCUAGCGUUUGGCUCACUCCCCUCCUUCACGUCAAACUUUAUCAUGGCUCUGGGAGUGUGGACAGUGCUGGACCCGCUGGCGGUCUUUGUAGUGGAUGCCAUCCUGGGGCGUCUGUCCUACAGUGCAGAGUCUCCCGUGGCGGAUGCCGCCAAGCUCUACUGGCACUUCUACUGGACGGACCAAUCAGGGGCAGCUGGAGUAGUCAUCACCCUCUUCCUCUACACCAUCCUCUUCCUCCUCUCCGCCACCAUCCUCUACCUCUACUUCCUCAGACUCCACAACGAGGGGCGCAUGCUGGACAUCUUCCAACGUCUCAGCGCGGCGGAGGGAUCCUUCUUCGUCCCCCGGGACCUGGAGGUGUCCAAUCAGGAACUAGACUACAUCAUCCAGAAGGCCGAGCAGUGGAGGGGCUUCAAUGGAGAGAGACGCAAGGUGGCAGUGUAUGACUACAUCUGGACAGAGGAGGGCCCCUUGGCGGGCUGUGCCCCCCCCAGGGGUGACCCUCGUGGAGCCGUGCAUGCUGCAGGGGGCGAGAGCAGUACCCACGUGUCUGUCUACACCCUCUACCUGAGCGGGCAGCGCCACCGUUACAGGCACUUCCUACGCCAGCCGGACGGCGCCAUCCUAGAGGUGAUUGGUGACAUGGACGGGGCAGAGCCUCCUCUCAGCACUAGGCCCCGCCCCGGUCAGAGGACACCAGAGGAGAACCAGGAAAACGAAGGCCCAAGCUCCACCCUCCAACUCAGGGAGAGGAAAAGGAGGAAGCCUGUUUGGCGUACUCAUCGCGUCGAGCCAGUAGGAGACAGUGGGCGUGGUUCGAGCUCUGCACUGCAAGGCCUUUGCCACUGAUGUCACUGUGAAGUGAAACAAAGCAGGACAGGACACCCAGGUACUGUCAACUAGCACCUUCACCGACCGCAUCAACUGAAGGGACAGGGACUAUAGACAUACCCCUGGCAAUAAACAACUAGCACCUGAGGCUCAACCGACCAUACCAACCUAUGCGCACCGCACACAGCAGGGCUUGACAUUCAGGUAAAUUUGCCAGUGGCACACCGGGCCAGUUUCAACUGAAAACUACUAGCCCGAAUGAAAAAAAUACUGGCCUGGGUCAAGAUCUGACAGGAAAGGGAAUGAUGCGUACAUAAUUUCAAUAGCAGGUGAUUUUGUGUUCCAUUUACGGGCAAGUAGCAUAUACAGGGUUUGUACAGACAUUGGCAAGUCAAAUUCAAUGACUUUUUCAAGCACUUAAUUGUAAUUUUCAAGGACCUACAUUUUUCAUUUAAUUGUUGAAAAAAAACUCCCCCCAAAAUGUAUGCAAAAAAAAGUAUGCAUUACCACUUUAAGAAUAAUGCUUUUUUUUAUAGGCCUACCCAAUGGCAUUAUGCAUUGACAUUCACAUUAUUUUUACAUUCUAUGUCAGAAUAAUGUGGGAAUUGCCUGACUAAAUAGACAGAAUGCUUCCGACACAAACACACUAAUGGAGUCUGUCCAUGUGGUAGCUAGUCAGUCUCGCCAUUUGAGAUGUUGAGGAAUGAUUGAGGGGAUAUUGUACCAUGUUUUAAAAUGAGAAAGUGACCAAAAACCUGGUUCCCUUUGUAAUGGAACGCUUUGUAUGGAAAACCAAUUUGAAGCCAACAUUCGAUGUUGUCUUGUUCAUAAUAAGUCCUGUGUAGCUCAGUUGGUAGCGCAUGGCGCUUGCAAC
Molecule: messenger RNA, 4402 nt
Organism: Coregonus clupeaformis (lake whitefish)
Lineage: Eukaryota; Metazoa; Chordata; Actinopteri; Salmoniformes; Salmonidae
Exons: 24
Coding region: 253-3546 (1097 amino acids)
Cellular component (GO): perinuclear region of cytoplasm
Source: RefSeq, a predicted model, not a curated record